AUGACCAGUCGCCCAGGCCCAGUCUCUGCCCCUUUUGCCGUCUGCGCCAGAAACAAUUCUCCUUCGCUGUCGCUGUGCCCCCAGCGAGUGGUCUACUGCCUGGCCUGUCGAGCUGCUGUACCGAAUGCCUGGGCAUUGCUUCGUCACUUGGAGACUCAACAUUCCAUGCGGUUGUACACUAUGCAUCCGCUCUCUGAGGAGCCGGCGAAUCAAAAUCCUACCAAUGAACAAGAGGAAUUAGGCCCAUACGAGGCAGGCGAGGAAAAGGAAGAGGAGGAAAAUAUUGACAGACAGUGUGGCAACAAUGGCAAUGAUGGGGAAGAGGGAAUAAAAAAGGAGGAAAUGAUAAUAAGGAAAAGAGAGCACAGCCUUGUUCAGGAUGAGAAGCGGACGAGCCAUGAUUUAUACGAAAUAGAUGAGAAUCCAGUGAGUAAAAAAGUAUUAAUUAAUGCAUGA
Protopolystoma xenopodis is the source of this 456-nucleotide messenger RNA. NCBI's taxonomy places the organism in Eukaryota, Metazoa, Platyhelminthes, Monogenea, Polystomatidea, Polystomatidae. The record is from the annotation of a GenBank genome assembly.